Messenger RNA from Cylicocyclus nassatus, 1311 nucleotides. Lineage: Eukaryota; Metazoa; Nematoda; Chromadorea; Rhabditida; Strongylidae. The record is from the annotation of a GenBank genome assembly.
AUGCAAUACGAAUACAAUUUGACGGGCGUUGGAGUCAUGUCACGUUUUCCAUAUGUUUCUCUCGGCAACUGCAUGGGAUUGAAUUGUAAAAAUCCUGGAGCUGAGGUCGAAUUUUUGAUGACAUGCUUGCAGCUAAUUAAUGCCACCAUAACCAUAAAUCCAACGCUGGUGGAGCAUAAGCAUGUUUUACAAAUGUUAGCAAAUGGAAGCGCAGAUAUUUCUAUCAAGACAAUCAAUCAGGAAAUACCUCGACAAGAGCAGGUUGAUUUUACUGUGCCUACCGGUAUUGUGUAUCUUGGCUACUAUAUUAAAGAAAACACUAAGGUUGAAGUUGGAGAUUAUCUUGCUGGUGCAUUUCCCGGAACUGUUGUGCUUAUGGUGGCGGCUGCUAGCUUAAUUGUGAGUUGCCUCUUGCAUUUCUUCGCAAAAGUACUUAGAAAAAACUCCUCGUCAGUGGGUGACUACGAAUACUUUGCUCUAGCCGGACUACUAAGAAAUUCUAACUUCAAUCAGAAGCCGGUAUGCUCACGAUUACUCGUUGCUGUAUGGUUGCUGUUUUCUUUUAUGCUGACAGAGUACUACAACGCAAAACUUCGAAGCCUUUUGAUGACAACACAUUAUCGCGGAGCAUUUUUUACAAAUCUUGAUGAGGCAAUGGAUGCGAUGGAGUACCAGGGAUGGAAAAUGGUGAUUAACACAACAGAUUAUUCGCCAUUGUCGUACUGUCAUAGCUCUCAGUGUGGACGGCUGCGGAAGCUUUAUAAAAGAAACCUCGUACUGGAAUAUAUCAACAAUGUGUCACUUGAAGUAGCAGCCGAGGCUGAUCGCCAAUUCGGGUUCGGAGGAUUGCAAGGCGAUUUAGUGCCGCACGAGAGGAGUGUACUUAAUGAAGCCAAACGGAUACUUUUUGUCAGAGAUCAACUCAUAACACCUGCACAUCGUUCGUACGCUGUGCGCAAGAACAUGUCAGUGCUGCUGGAUAAACUGAAUCAAAUCAUUGCAUACACUUUCAACGGACUUCCCACGAUACGUAGCCGCUACACGAGACCUUAUCAACCGUAUGUCAAUAAGCACUUUCAAGAAAAUGCAAAUGUUUUAACCAUAUCACAUAUCACAAUUCUUUUCGAAUGGACAGGAGGACUUCUUUCUACUGCUUUUGCUUGUUUUAUCGGAGAGAUCAUUUGCUUCCGCUACUUCUCUUCGUUCCUGCAGUGGAUUCGAAGAACUCAGCAUCGUAAUGUUCUAGGCUCCGCAUCUGGAAAUGUGCAAAAUAGCAUCGAACUCACACAUUUCUCAAAUAUUACGGGAUAA